Musa acuminata AAA Group (dessert banana) is the source of this 582-nucleotide messenger RNA. RefSeq lists its product as uncharacterized. The transcript is spliced from 4 exons. Gene Ontology annotation, cellular component: chloroplast outer membrane. Gene Ontology annotation, biological process: chloroplast organization. NCBI's taxonomy places the organism in Eukaryota, Viridiplantae, Streptophyta, Magnoliopsida, Zingiberales, Musaceae. Bases 1 to 582 code for a protein of 193 amino acids. The record is from RefSeq and is a predicted model, not a curated record.
AUGGAGUCGAUGGUGAGAAGCAGGGGCGUGAACCCCAUCAUCAUCAAGCUUGGCGUCCCAAUCGGUCUCACCUUCGCAGGUUUCAUCGUCGCCCAGCUCUCGUCUCGCGCCCGACCGCGCGUUCCCUCUCCUGCUGCUUCCACCCAUCGUUAUUCUUCAGGUGCCCUGUCGCAAGCCACCGGGAGGUCAAGCGUUGGUCUCAAAGAACUUCGACUUCUAAAAGGCAAAGCGGCUUUGGCGACGAUCGUCAACGGCACUUCGACCACCACCGCGCUGCGUUUGGCUCCGACCAAGACGAGCUCCGGCGACGACGAGUGCGAUCACACGGUGAAAGAUCUGGAAGCCUCCCGCCCCAAGAACCCGGCGAUCGAAGAGGACAGUGCGACGGAGCAAGAGAUAGCAAGCCUUCGGAGCUUGGUUUGCUCCCUCCAAGAGAACGAGAGGAGCCUGGAGCUCCAACUGCUGGAGUAUUACGGAAUGCAAGAGCAGGCGGCCGCCGUGAGAGAUCUCGAGCGCCAACUGCAGAUGAGCUCGACUGAAGCAAGAGGCUCGAAGCUCAGCUCGCGGAUCUUCCGAGAGUGA